AUCACACGAUAUUCAAUUGGACAUUGUAGUAGAUAUACACCACUGGUAUAUCGUAGAAGCUCACCGAAUUCAUCGAAAAUGGCAAGAGCAACACGCGCCAAACCCGCGCCAAAAGAGCCCACGCCCGAAUCAAUACCCUCCACCACACCACCGCUCCCAGAAGCCACAUCAAACCCACCAAAGCUGUUCAUCCUCCCCAAAGAUACGUCCAGCGAUGCACGAAUAGUCACACUCGACAAUCCUGCCGCCAGCACACCCUCACGCUACUACUUCUGCCCAUCGAAAGGCUUCUACGAGUUCUCACGCAUCGCCGCGCCGAAAAAGGCAUGCAGGAGUUGGUUGAUCACAAGCCAAGAGGUCAAGACAUCAGAAAAUGAAAAGAGCAAAGAGCUGGAAGAGCCAGGGAAGCAGGACGACUCAGAGGCUGGCCUAGGCAGCGGAUACACCACAAAGAACGCGGACUUGUUUCUCGCAACACCAGUCGAUUUGCUAUUCCUGAUCCUGCCGGCACUCGCACCAAAGUCCGCAAAAGAAGAGAAACAGCACUUCCUUGCGCUGGACGACUACACAGACAUGCUCUCCGCCUCCUCGCAACACUGGAAGACCUUACUCGCACAACACCCAUCACUCAAGCUCAUGCUAGAGAGGAAAAUGCGCACUCUCUGCGACACAGUCGACGCCGGCGUCGAAACAAUGUACCGCAUAUCGCACGCAAAACUACUCGCGAUACUAGUCAAGAAGGCAGAGCGUAUGGUGCAGAACAGCCUACCACCAAGCAUGGAAGAGAAGUUUGUCAAAAGCGCACUCGACAUACCAGUCAUGAGCAUCCGGCGCGAAGACAGCACGCUCAGCGCCGUGUCAGAGUCAGGCACAUCGACACCAGCAGCGGACAGCCAAGCCUCGACAACAGCGGAAGCAGAGAGCCAGGCCACAGACAUCACGACUCCAGACAAGGCUGAGGUGCCGGCGAAACCGUCACUGCAGACACCAGAAGGCAUACCGCACCUCCUCCGCCUGCGCACCGCCCUAUCCUACCUCACAUCCUCGUAUCUCCCCCCUUCUCUCGUUUCCACAAUAACUACCCUCCUCAGCACCCCAACAUCCCCCAUCGACUUCACCCCCCUAACCGCCCACCUCUCCACCAUCGCAAAGCUCAAAUCCGAAGCCGCGGCUUUACGCAGCAUAAGCGACAACAUCAGCCGCAAGCGGCAGUUCGAGUGCAAUGAAGACAAGAUUGCAGAAAGGGAGGAGAAGAAGAGGAAGAAGGAGGAGGAGGACCGGAAGAAGAAGAGCGAGAGCUUGGGUGUUAAGAAGUUGAGGAAGGUGGAUACGACGGGGAUGAAGAAGAUGAGUGCUUUCUUUAGCGUGAAGCCAAAGGCGAAAUGAAGAUCGGGAGGAAGGAGGGUGGGGUGUCGAGGGGAUUGGAUAGGUGGGAUAGACACCAUGGCAAUCGUAUGAGAACGUUGGGAUGUUCAUGCUUGUUUGGUUGUUUUGAUUCUAGCUAAGUGUGUUGUGGCCCCCAACACUCACUUCGUACUGCGUCUGCAAUGUGCGAGUGUGAGCCGAGCUGGUCCUGCCGGUGCUGAUGCUUCGCCACGCGCGCUAUGCAAUACGCAGAUGCCAUUUCCCCC
This is a messenger RNA of Macroventuria anomochaeta, 1631 nucleotides long. RefSeq lists its product as uncharacterized. Gene Ontology annotation, biological process: ribonucleotide metabolic process; RNA catabolic process. Bases 79 to 1386 code for a protein of 435 amino acids. The transcript has a single exon. Lineage: Eukaryota; Fungi; Ascomycota; Dothideomycetes; Pleosporales; Didymellaceae. Gene Ontology annotation, cellular component: ribonuclease H2 complex; nucleoplasm. The record is from RefSeq and is a predicted model, not a curated record.